This is a messenger RNA of Anopheles coluzzii, 856 nucleotides long. RefSeq names its product actin-related protein 2/3 complex subunit 5-C (gene Arpc5). The transcript has 3 exons. Gene Ontology annotation, cellular component: cytoplasm; Arp2/3 protein complex; actin cytoskeleton. The record is from RefSeq and is a predicted model, not a curated record. NCBI's taxonomy places the organism in Eukaryota, Metazoa, Arthropoda, Insecta, Diptera, Culicidae. The coding region runs from base 126 to 587 and encodes 153 amino acids. Gene Ontology annotation, biological process: cell migration; regulation of actin filament polymerization; Arp2/3 complex-mediated actin nucleation. Gene Ontology annotation, molecular function: actin filament binding.
GUCAACCCAAGGUAUGUUGACGUUUUACUGCAGUGAAAAAUAAAAGAAAAAAUCCAUCGCUUGAUUCAUCAUAUUCUUGGGUGUGUGUGAUCGUUUCCCGAUUGUUUAUCUCAUCAAGCGUCACAAUGGCCAAAAACACAUCCAGCUCGGCGUUCCGAAAGAUCGACGUUGACCAGUACAACGAGGACAACUUUAAGGAGGAUGACGCGGAUCAGGCCUCCAGCGGGAUGAUUGUGCCGGAUGAGGCCGAAAUCAACUCGCUGCUGAAUUCGGGCCGGAAUAUUGAUGCACUUAAAACCGUCCUCCAGAAUGCACCGCUGAUGUGCAAAAACCAGCAGGUGAAGGACAAUGCGCUGAGCCUCACGUUGCGUGUGCUGCUGUCGAUUAAAUCGUCCCAGAUCGAUGCCGCCAUCGAGUCGCUGGACGAUCCGGAACUGUGCGACGUGCUGAUGAAGUACAUCUACCGCGGGUUCGAAAUUCCCUCGGAAGGUUCGAGCGGACACCUGCUGACCUGGCACGAGAAAGUGUUCGCCAAGGGAGGAGUAGGAAGCAUCGUCCGGGUGCUGUCGGAUAGUGCACGCGCAUAAGUCUGUUCCAUUCACUCUACGAGUGAUUGGAAAUCAGCAAUCGUACCAGAGAGAGAGCAAAGUCAUUUUUCAUCUUUUUGAAAGUUAUUUCUUCCUUUUAGAUAGCUGCUGCACAGUUUUAGCAUUUUGUUUAUGAAAGUAUUUCUUUUUGCCGUACAGUUUUUCCUCGAUUGUACAUCCGACAUCCGCAUAAAGGAGAGAGAGGCGCGGCGGUUGUGAUUGUGGUUUAUUUUGAAUUUGUUAAAUAAAUAGGCGAUAUAUCGAAAACA